AUGGUCUCUACUGAGCCCCAUCUCAACUUUCGCUCUUUCGUCGAAGCCCUCAAGGCCGACAACGACUUAGUCGAAAUCAAUACUCCCAUCGAUGCCAAUCUCGAGGCUGCGGCUAUCACCCGUCGUGUCUGUGAGACAGACGAUAAAGCCCCCCUCUUCAACAACAUCAUUGGCUCCCAGCAUGGUCUCUUCCGUAUCCUCGGUGCCCCGGCCUCGCUGAGGAAAUCCUCUAAAGACCGCUAUGGCAGGUUGGCACGUCAUCUAGCUCUCCCACCCACUGCGUCUAUGCGUGAUAUCCUCGACAAGAUGCUCUCCGCUAGCACGAUGGCUCCUAUCCCCCUCAAGUCUUGGAGACAGGAGAACUUCCUUGAAGGCGACCAGAUUGAUCUGACAAAGAUCCCUGCACCUAUGAUUCACCAGCAUGAUGGUGGAAAGUAUAUUCAGACGUAUGGUAUGCAUAUCGUCCAAUCGCCCGAUGGAUCGUGGACGAAUUGGUCCAUUGCACGUGCCAUGGUCUCUGAUGAGCGACAUCUUGCCGGCCUUGUGAUUGAACCUCAGCACCUCUGGCAAAUUCACCAGAUGUGGAAGAAAGAAGGUCGUGAUGUUCCUUGGGCUCUGGCUUUCGGUGUUCCACCUGCUGCCAUCAUGGCUUCUAGUAUGCCCAUCCCGGAUGGUGUCAGUGAGGCUGAAUACGUUGGUGCGAUGACUGGAUCUGCCCUCGAGCUCGUCAAAUGUGAUACAAAUAACCUGCUCGUUCCGGCAACCUCAGAAAUUGUCUUCGAGGGUACCCUCUCGAUCACUGAUCAGGCUCCUGAAGGACCAUUCGGCGAGAUGCAUGGAUAUGUCUUCCCUGGCGAUACGCAUCCUUGGCCUAAAUAUACAGUCAACAAGAUCACCUACCGCAAUGAUCCCAUCAUGCCCAUGUCUGCUUGCGGUCGCCUGACAGAUGAAACGCACACACUGAUCGGCUCCCUCGCCGCCGCUGAAAUUCGCAAGCUCUGCCAACAGAACAAUCUCCCUGUCACAGACGCCUUUACCCCCUUCGAGUCCCAAGUCACCUGGGCAGCCCUUCGUAUCGAUACAGCCCGUCUCCGCGAAAUGAAAACCACCUCCGUCGAGCUGAGAAAGCAAGUCGGUGAUUUGGUCUUCAACAACAAACCAGGCUAUACCAUCCACCGAAUCGUCCUUUGCGGUGAUGAUAUCGACGUUUACAACGGGAAGGAUGUGAUGUGGGCUUUCUCAACCAGAUGCCGACCCAGCUCCGAUGAGACCUUCUUUGAGGAUGUUCGCGGUUUCCCGCUCAUUCCGUAUAUGAGUCAUGGUGCUUUUUCUCCGAAUCGUGGUGGAAAGGUUGUAUCAGAUGCCCUUCUGCCUUGUGAGUAUACGACUGGUAGGGAUUGGGUAUCUGCGGACUUUGAGCAGUCUUAUCCUGAGGAGUUGAAGAAGAAGGUCCUGGAUAAUUGGACUCAGAUGGGAUUCCGUGAAGAGUGA
Messenger RNA from Penicillium coprophilum, 1491 nucleotides. Its product is annotated as UbiD family decarboxylase. The record is from RefSeq and is a predicted model, not a curated record. Lineage: Eukaryota; Fungi; Ascomycota; Eurotiomycetes; Eurotiales; Aspergillaceae. Gene Ontology annotation, cellular component: cytoplasm. Gene Ontology annotation, molecular function: carboxy-lyase activity. Bases 1 to 1491 code for a protein of 496 amino acids. Gene Ontology annotation, biological process: cinnamic acid catabolic process; ferulate metabolic process. The transcript is spliced from 3 exons.